AUGAGGUUCUCACAUAUCCUCCCUCUGGCUGCCUUGAGCGCCGCCUUCGUCGUUCCAAAUGAGCAGGUCUUCAGCGAACUGUCAAUCGACGACACUACCCAUGCUCGUGCAAAUCAGGGAGCCUGGCCAGAGCAGGUUCUUUCUGAGUUGAAGAACGACUUCGUCGAAGCCGAGAAGGGUAUCAAGGAGGCAUCAAACAAUGCAAAGCACGCCCUCGAUGAGGCCUUCAGCUCUGCAUCCGACUUUGGAAGCUCAAUGACCACCAAGUUCCAGGAAACUGCUUUCGAUGCUAAGUCUUGGUUCGAGUCUGCUGCCAACAACGCAUACGAUGCUUUGGACAGCCAUGANCGAGCACCCACACCCUCCCUCACCACGGUGAACCUCCUCACCACCCUCCCUCACCACGGAGGCCCUCACCAUGGCCACAAGCCCAAUGAAACCGUCUGGCAGCUGCUCAGCUCUUCCAAGUACACCGAGAAGUUCUCUAAGCUCAUCAGCGAGUACCCCGACAUCGUUGAGAAGUUGAACUCCACCGAUUCUGGCAACUUCACUGUCUUCGCCCCCAAGGACACUGCUUUCCCUGACCACCCUCCUCACCACAAGCCCAGCAAGGAGAUGAUCAAGAAGUUCAUCGAGUACCACAUCAGCGACGACUUCUACCCUGCUGGUAGAGUCCUCAUUACUCACACUAUCCCUACUCUCAUGGAUGGUGAACACUUGCCCGGUAAGGCUUCUCAGAGACUUAGCGUUCACCUCGGUCUCAGAGGCUUGACCAUCAACUUCUACUCCCGUAUUGUUGCCGUCAACAUUUUCGGUACAAACGGAGUCAUCCACGGAGUUGACAACCUCCUUAUUCCUCCUCCAAGAGCAUUCAAGAUCAUUGAUCUCUUGCCUUCUGAGUUCUCCACUUUCGAGUUGGCUCUUGGCAAGACUGGUCUCCUUGACGCCUACAACAGCACCGACCAUCCCAGCGGUACUCUGUUCGCCCCUUCCAACUUCGCCUUCCAGAAGCUUGGCCCCAAAAUCAACGGCUUCUUGUUCAGCGAGUACGGUCGCAAGUACCUUAAGGCUCUGAUCCUCUACCACGCUGAGGGACACGACGGUAUUCCCAAGGGACACUGGCACGUCGACUUGCCUACUGCCCUUGAAGACCACUCCUUGUCGGUUGAUGUUGGCAGAUACGGUGGCCUCAUUGACAUCAAGGUCAAUGCCUUCUCUCGCGUCAGCGUCCAGGAUGGUAUCGCCGCCGAUGGUGUCAUCCAGGUCGUCAGCGACGUCUUGAUCCCUCCCAAGAAGCUCGGUAGCGCUAAGCUCAGAAGCUUCAACUGGUUCGGUUCUGAGAAGGAGCUUACUCUUGAAGAGUUCAAGGCUAGAUUUGAGCCUUACGUCGAGAGAAUGAUCGACCUCUAA
This is a messenger RNA of Aureobasidium musti, 1410 nucleotides long. The record is from the annotation of a GenBank genome assembly. NCBI's taxonomy places the organism in Eukaryota, Fungi, Ascomycota, Dothideomycetes, Dothideales, Saccotheciaceae.